AUGACAACCCAAAUGCACGCCCGGGACGUCGACGAGAUCUUCGAUACAGAAGCGCUUGAGGGCAUCAACUUCUCCUUAAAGACACCAUUCCGCAAGCUUGCCAAACGCCUCUUCAAGGGAAAAGACAAAAAAGGAAAGUGCAAGGAAGUCGCUCACGAUCCUACUCCAAACAAUCUCACUCCGGCCCCUGAAGAAGAGCCCGAAUCCCUCUCCUACUACAGAGCGCCCAUCCCUCCAGUUGGUAAUACAAACCCGCUCGAGAUGGCCAAAGUAUGGGACACUCCUGAGACAUGUCGCCCGGCCGCCCAGCGAGCUAUAUCCAAGGUCGUCGACGAAGUCUGUGACCGUCCCGAUCCAGGGCCAUCUUUUGCAACAUUUCCAGGCUCUAACAGCCGUUUGCGUACUACUCCGCGAACCCCAUCGCGCCUGUCUAUCGUGAAUACCCUUGGCCCGUCUACUUCGGUUGUUACUACAUCUUCCGUUGGUACAACAUCAGCCACUUCGAAUGUUCCUAUCUUUUCUCCUUCGGCCGGCCUUCCUCCUACUCCGCCUCCAACUCCGCCUCCCUCUCGCAGCUCUGCUCCAGCAAACUCAGAUAUCAGGACUCCUCCCACGCCCGUGAUUUCUCCAGCAGAUGCGGAUGUCAAUACCCCCCCUCCCCCUCCUCCUCCUCCUCCUACUCCUGUGAUUCUUCCGCUAGAUUCAGAUACCAAUACCCCUCAGUUCCUAGUGAUUCCUCCGCCAGAUGACGAUGUUAAUACCCCUUCCUCGCCCGUGGUUUCUCCACCAAGUUCAGAUGCAAGUACCUUUGCUUGUCUCAGCUCUACUCCACUGGAUUCGGAUACCAAUACUUCGAGUACCAAUACUCCGUCUUCUCCCGUCGUUUCUCCAGUCAUCGACGUAUUCGACAGGCCACCUAUCAUCGACCUUGAUCUUCCAGAAACAACCUUCAACAAGCAGGAUCUCGUUGGUAUCUUCGGAAAACAUUUCCCUGAAAAAUGUUAUAAUUACUAUUAA
Molecule: messenger RNA, 1017 nt
Organism: Nannizzia gypsea CBS 118893
Lineage: Eukaryota; Fungi; Ascomycota; Eurotiomycetes; Onygenales; Arthrodermataceae
Exons: 1
Coding region: 1-1017 (338 amino acids)
Source: RefSeq, a predicted model, not a curated record